AUGCGUUUUAACCAAAUUAUUUUUCACGACGGAAAUCUCCGUCUUAGUCCAUUAUUGUUAGGUCAUAUUGAUGUUUUUUCACCAUGUCGAAUCUUACUACUCACUGCCAAGGUGCCAACUCGGAUUGACUGCCACUUCCAUUACCUGGAAGUACAAACGUUAGAAAGCAAGCGAGGUAAUCAACUCAGUAUAACAGUUAAUGAUAAAAUCUACUCAUUUUUGGCCGGCGAAGACUCCUCCUGUAGCACUGAAGUGGAUAAUAUGAUAUCGGCGCUUGCUACGGCAGUAAGAAAUAUAUUUCCUACUGUUCCUUUACAAUAUAUUAUUCGGAAGUUUUACAAGGUUUUUUCACCAUGUCGAAUCUUACUACUCACUGCCAAGGUGCCAACUCGGAUUGACUGCCACUUCCAUUACUUGGAAGUACAAACGUUAGAAAGCAAACGAGGUAAUCAACUCAGUAUAACGGUUAAUGAUAAAAUCUACUCAUUUUUGGCCGGCGAAGACUCCUCCUGUAGCACUGAAGUGGAUAAUAUGAUAUCGGCGCUUGCUACGGCAGUAAGAAACAUAUUUCCUACUGUUCCUUUACAGUAUAUUAUUCGGAAGAUUGAUGUAAUACCCACAUCGAGAUUACAAGUUUUAAGAGACAUCGAAGCCGUUGGAAGUAACAUAAGGGAAGUAGGCCCAUGCGGAGGUUUUUCAAAUCAAUAUGCUUGCAUGUGCGAUUACCACAACAUGCCGUAUCGAGAGGAAGUCGCUUGGGACGUCGACAAUAUUUAUCUUUCUCUAAACACUAGGGAGUUAUGCCUUAAGGAUUUUGAUUAUUUAGAUCAAAAAGAUUUAGUGCCUAUUAUAAACGCAUUGGAAUACAAUACAUGGUUCACAAAACUUAGGGCUAACCAUGUACGAUUAUCUCACGAUAACAUCGAAAAGGUGCUUCAAGUGAUCAAAAAAUCGCUUAGUUUGGAAGAGAUUUAUUUAGAUAGUUUAGGUUUGAAGUCGUGUUUUGUGAAUAAAUUGCAUAAUGCUAUUAAAGGAAACGCUAUUAUUCCUUUAAGUAUUAUUGAUCUUUCAAAUAAUCCAAUUGAAGAUAAAGGUGCUAAUUAUUUAUCUGGUUGUAUCGUAAAAUUAAAUAAGGGAUUAACACAUCUCAACAUGUCACAUACAGGACUCUCUUCGAAAGGUGUAAAUUAUUUGGCUCAAGCGUUUAUUAACCGUAGCAGUUUGUAUACGACUCUUACUUAUUUAAAUUUAAAAGGAAACAAUCUUAAAGAUGAUAUUAGCAGUUUACAUACAUUUUUGAGUCAUCCCAAUGCCAUAACUCAUCUCGAUCUCUCUUCAACUGAUAUUUUAUUAGAAACUUUAUUUGGUGCUUUGGUGAAAGGUUGUACAACCAAUUUAGUUGAUUUAAACAUCUCGAGAAAUCCGUUUAGCAGCAAAAAAUGUAAAGAGGCUCCGUUAUCGUUUAAACAAUUUUUUAGCGCAACUAUGAAUUUGAAAUAUUUAAAUAUGUCUCAUUGUAAAUUACCACAAGAGGCUUUAAAAAACUUACUUCUUGGUCUUGCUUGUAACGAAUUUACUAAAGAAAUCACAUUAGAUAUUAGUAAUAAUUCGUUGGGUAGCCAUGGUGCUCACGUUUUAGAAUCGUGCGUGCACGGAGUCAGGUGUAUAUCUAGUCUUGAUAUUUCUGAUAAUAAUAUGGAUUUAGAAUUAGGUGCCGUUGUAAUAGCAAUUAGUAAAAAUAAAUCAUUAAAACAUUUAAGUAUGGGUAGAAACAUGAUGAAUAUGAAAGCGAAACACAUCGUGACGGUUAUGGAUGCGGUCGUACAAAUCAUCCAAGACGACGAAUGCCUCCUACAAACACUCCUCAUGCCUGAUUGUCGUUUAAAAUCGGAUCUUCACAAUUUCUUAAACGCCCUCGGUGAUAAUAAAUGUCUCGAAACAAUCGAUAUAAGUGGAAAUUUAAUCGGAGAUUCCGGGGCGAGGCUUUUAGCGAAAGCGCUACAAAUCAACACGAAAUUAAAAACAAUCAUUUACGAUCGAAAUAACAUUACUUUACAAGGUUAUAACGAUUUAGCAUACGCUUUAGAGAGUAAUCGAACCGUACAAUACAUGCCAUUUCCGAUUAACGAUAUAACUCCGUGUAUGAAAGCCUCUUCAGCCGAAAAAGCGGAUAUAGUGAUGCGGAAAAUACAGGAUUUAUUAAAUAGGAACGUUUCGCCUAGUAGUAAACACGAACGCAACAAGCAUAUGUCGUUGCAACCAGGAUUUUUAUUAAGCUCAAAACAACACUCGAUUGAUCGCUUGGUUUUACAAACUCAGGAUAUUAUUAAGAAUUUGGCAUCCGAAUCGAUCGCCUCUAACAACGAUAUUAACCACGCUACCGGUGUUAUUCAAGAUGCCGAGAAUUGUAAGCAACUUUUAAAUCGAUUGCAGGAAGUUGCCCAACAAAAGGAUGAGGUGCAUCCGGUUAAGGUUAAGUUGCAACAUUGUGCGAUGGAAAUUCAUACUAGUAUUAAUGAUUAUUUAUUG
Messenger RNA from Onthophagus taurus, 2529 nucleotides. The record is from RefSeq and is a predicted model, not a curated record. Lineage: Eukaryota; Metazoa; Arthropoda; Insecta; Coleoptera; Scarabaeidae.